Anopheles maculipalpis is the source of this 1396-nucleotide messenger RNA. RefSeq names its product senecionine N-oxygenase-like. Gene Ontology annotation, molecular function: flavin adenine dinucleotide binding; N,N-dimethylaniline monooxygenase activity; NADP binding. The coding region runs from base 143 to 1396 and encodes 417 amino acids. The transcript is spliced from 2 exons. NCBI's taxonomy places the organism in Eukaryota, Metazoa, Arthropoda, Insecta, Diptera, Culicidae. The record is from RefSeq and is a predicted model, not a curated record.
GUUGGCAUUAUAAAUGUGUUGAACGGGCAGCAGCUCAACCACAGUCGCCUGCAGUGUUGUCUUGCUGCAUGCGUUUGAAGUUCGAACCGUAGACGCACGCGUUUAGUGUCACGUUCGAUCACGAGGUAGUGCGCUAGUGAUAAUGAGCUACUGCAUCAUAGGCGCCGGCAUGGCCGGGCUGGCUGCCGCAAGACGGGUACUAGAGGCCGGUGGAGAAGUAACGAUCUUUGAGCGCAUGGAUCAAAUUGGUGGUACAUGGAUCUACACCGAUGAGGUUGGAACCGAUCGUUACGGGCUGCCCGUGCAUACGAGCAUGUAUCGAGGCUUGCGGACGAACCUGCCGAAGGAAGUGAUGGGAUAUCCGGACUUUCCUAUCCCGACACAAAGCGCUUCGUACAUUGUUUCGGAAGACAUAUUAUCCUUUUUGCGGCUGUACGCUGAUCGGUACGGAAUCAAGAACCAUAUUAAGUUCGAACAUCAUGUCGUACAAGUUCAUCCCACCGAUGGCGAUCGUUGGAUCGUGGAGGUAGAGGAUCUAGCGAAACAACAAAGGCAACAGCACAUCUUCGACUUCCUGUUCAUUUGCAACGGUCAUUAUCACACGCCAAAUGUGCCAGAGCUGCCGGGUAUGGACGCGUUCCGUGGACAGCAACUACACAGCCACGAUUAUCGCUGCACGGAACAUUACAAAGACAAAGCAGUGCUCGUAGUAGGAGCCGGUCCUUCCGGAAUGGACAUUGCGCUAGAACUAGCGAAAACGGCAAACCGUGUAACGAUCAGCCACCAUAUGGAUCGCUUGACCUUUCCAUUCCCCGCCAACCUGUCUCAGCAAGCGGACGUUUCCUUGCUGACGGAAUUUGGCGCAAAGUUCACCAACGGAGAGGAAGAAUCUUUCGACGUAGUUCUGUACUGUACCGGAUUUCGAUACAGUUUUCCCUUCCUCGGUACGGAUUGUGGCAUCCAGGUGCAGGACAACUACGUACAACCACUGUACAAACAUUGCAUUAACAUCAACCAUCCAACAAUGGCAUUUAUCGGGCUACCGUUUUAUGUGUGUGCCGCCCAAAUGAUGGAUCUUCAGGUUCGGUUUUGUCUGCAAUACUUCACCGGCAAGCAAUGUCUACCGCCGGCAGAUGACAUGCUGCAUGACAUGGCGCAAGAAAUGGAGGAUCGUUUGCGCCGAGGUUAUAAACGACGUCAUGCACACAUGAUGGGACCGGAACAAGGGCGGUAUUAUGAUGAUCUAGCCCGAACGGCCAACAUUGAAACUAUUGCGCCAGUUAUGACCAAGCUGCAUAACGAAAGUAGUCAAAGGUUUGUGGACGAUUUGAUCCACUUCCGGGAAGAUGUGUUUGCGAUUGUUGACGAUGAACAUUUUGUGUAUGUGAAGGAGUAA